Molecule: messenger RNA, 1679 nt
Organism: Nematolebias whitei (Rio pearlfish)
Lineage: Eukaryota; Metazoa; Chordata; Actinopteri; Cyprinodontiformes; Rivulidae
Gene: slc18b1
Product: solute carrier family 18 member B1
Exons: 14
Coding region: 148-1509 (453 amino acids)
Biological process (GO): transmembrane transport
Molecular function (GO): transmembrane transporter activity
Source: RefSeq, a predicted model, not a curated record
AAAGAUCUUCGACCUCCUCGUCUUUCACCGGGGCAGGCACAACACAAGCUUGUCUGUUGGUGUCGGUAAAAAGAGACGCCUUCCUGCUGUGUGUUUAUGUGAACAACAACUUUUUCUGCCGGGACUAAUAGUUUUAAAAUUUUAAAAAUGGAAACGCAAGUUGGUGUUCGGCAGACAGAAAGCACAAAUUCAUCCGAAUCAACAGCGACCCGUCCAACAACAAGGAUGACAAAAACACAGAUCCUCACGUUAAUCUCCGUGGCCUCCGUCAACUUCAGCUCUAUGAUCUGCUACUCUAUAUUAGGCCCGUUUUUCCCCAAUGAGGCAGUAAAGAAGGGAGCCAGUCAGACGGUGGUUGGCCUGAUAUUUGGGUGCUAUGCUGUCUGCAAUUUAAUUGGUUCUUUAUUACUGGGGAAAUAUAUUGUCCAAAUUGGUGCAAAGUUCAUGUUAAUUGCAGGACUUUUUGUGUCAUCGGGCUGCACCAUUAUGUUUGGAUUACUCGAUCGGGCUCCAGCAGGAGCCACCUUCAUCACUCUGUGCUUUAUCGUGAGGUCUCUGGACGCGUUGGGUUUUGCUGCUGCCAUGACCUCGUCUUUUGCCAUGACAGCAAAAAUAUUCCCCAACAACGUGGCGACUGUUCUGGGAAGUUUGGAGAUUUUCACAGGACUCGGGCUCAUACUGGGACCACCGGUGGGAGGGUGGUUCUACCACGCUUUUGGAUACGAAGUCCCGUUCAUACUGCUUGGAUGUUUCCUUCUGAUCAUGGUUCCCUUCAACGUUUAUGUUUUGCCGUCCAUUGAGGCAGAUCCGUCAAAGGAUUCUUUCCUUCGACUUCUCACACAAACCAGAGUUGUCCUGAUUUGCUUUGUGAUAUUUACCCUCAGCUCAGGGCUGGGCUUCAUCGACGCCACUCUGUCGCUCUUUGCAAUCAAGACGUUUAAUCUCUCUUCUGGCUAUGUGGGGCUCAUCAUGCUUGGUUUGUCCUUACCGUACUGUCUGGCAUCACCACUGAUCGGUUACUUCACAGAUAAAUAUCCUGUCUCUAGGAAUGGAUUUACAGUCGCUGGAGGCCUCAUCACAGCUACCGGUUUUGUUCUGCUCGGUCCAGCUCCUUUUCUUCACAUCUCAAGCCAGCUGUGGUUGUUGAUCGUCAUGCUCGGUUUAAUUGGGUUUUCUCUGGGAAUGACUGCCAUCCCCACAUUCCCUGAGAUCAUCACAUGUGCAUAUGAAAAGGGAUUUGAGGAGGGACUAAGCACUCUCGGGAUGGUGUCUGGUUUGUUCGGAGCCUUUUGGUCGUUGGGGAUGUUUUACGGCCCUAUAGUGGGAGGUGUUAUCACACAGAACCUGAACUUUGAGUGGGCAGCUGCAGUUCAAGGAGGCAUGACGUUUCUGGCUGCCCUUCUUCUCAUGAUUCACUGUCUCUGUCGCCGAAAGCCACACAGCGUGCAGGAGGACGGUCAACACACCGAUGAAAGCACUCCGCUCCUGAACGGAUGUUUAGCAGAAUAAAAACAGUGCGUGCGUGUGUGUGAAGUUGGUGCAAUGAAGUCAUUCGUAUUCACUGAACAUUAGAGUCCACGUCGAACCCAAAGUGGACCUUUGUUCCGAGACCCUUCCGUGUAAAUAUUCUGUUUUCUAAGAUUUUACAUUUAAGGAAACCUCAGGGUCUGUCUGCGCGU